Messenger RNA from Moneuplotes crassus, 1874 nucleotides. The record is from the annotation of a GenBank genome assembly. Lineage: Eukaryota; Ciliophora; Spirotrichea; Euplotida; Euplotidae.
CUCCAAUGUUCAAUCCCUUAAUAAUACUAUGACUAGUAAUCAGAAAAAUGGUUCAAGAAAAGGAUUUAAGAAAAAAUUUUCCAAGAUAUUCAGAUCAAAGAGUAGAAAAUACACUAAAUCAACAAACUCGUUUUCAGAGAAGAGGAGACAUCCUAUUAGGAUAAAUGGACUUGUAAAUUUAGAUGUUCUGAAAAAAGAUAACAACUCAACUAUUCAACAAAACCUAGAAGUUUACAGUAAAGCCAACAAGGUAUUCAAGUUAUCGAGAAAUAGCUCUGGUCUGAAUUCAAAUCAAAUUAAUGACAAUUCUGUAACUAUUGAAUCAAGAAAAUGUCCAAGCUCUAAUUUAAAUAACACUCAAGAAGUCUCUGCUUCCUUACUUGGAGUAGCAGACCCUUUGCAAAGAGAAGAUAAUUCGGAUAUUAGACGACCAGUGAUAAAGUCAAAGUUCCAGAAUUAUGUAAGAAACAGUAGCAAUAAGUCUUUGCUAUCAUUCGAUGCAAAUUUAAAAAUCAACCUUGGAGAUUUGGCAAAGGAACGACUCAAAAUUUGCAAGAAUAAUGAUUUCAAAAUCCCUAAUCAGCGAUGUAGCGAGUUGAAACUUGCUUAUAGGCAAAAGACCUCCUCUAGUAACUAUUCAAGCAUCUACAAAACAGUAGAUAACGACUGCGGAAGGAAUAACUCAAGUAUGUCAAGCCAAUAUUAUGGGGCCAAACACAAGGUGUUACCAGCAAAUAAAGUUGUAUACAGAGAUUUCAAAAGAAAAAUGCUUAAGCUCAAAAAUAUCCAGAAGCUUGGCUCUAGAAGAGACUCCUCAAAGAGACUAGUCAAGCUGCAGAAGAUAGACAAAAAUAAUGGAAACUCUCUAAGAGCUGGACAAAAGAGGUUGAAUAGGAGCUCUACUAUGAAGGAGAAUUCAGGGAAAAACUACCACAGCAAUCAUUUGGUAAAUAGAACCAUAGAAUAUCAUGAGAAGACAAUGAUUGAAGAGUAUACCAACACUAGCAUUCCUGAGUUCACUCUCGGUCCAGACACGUUCCUCAAAGAUGAGCCUCCAAAGCCAUUGUCAGUCAACAGAAUGGGAUUCUACGAAGACUGAAGAAGUUUAGAGGCAUGAAUCUCUCCAAUAAAGCAAUGUUCAGAAGUUGUUCAAGAAAAUAUUUUAAAUUUAAAUCUUGAAGAAGUUAAAUAAACUUCCAGAAGAAAGCUCUCAAAAAGAAGGCUCUGAUGAAAAUGAGUUUUAUGAUAACAACGGAGUAUUAUCUGGCCCAUCUUCUGACAAGCAAGAUAGCACAAAGAAGUACAUAGAACUAGUUGACAGCUUCCGGAAUGGAGGAAGGACUGUAGAAUUUGAAACUCCUAGUUUCAAAAUUCAAACUGAAGAAACUCAAGGUAAAAAGCAAUGCAUGAAAUUUGAAGAAAUUAUCAAAGAAGAGAAUAAAAGCACUCAAAGAAGUUCAAAUCUGCUCAAUAGUUUCUGAAGAAACUCAAGUGAAAUACAAUCGCAGAGAAAAUCGACAGCUACUCAAGCUGAAACUGAUGCAAUAGAUUCUUUCAGACCAAAUCAUAGGAGUUUCAAAAAUCCAAAAGCUGAGUUUUCGGAGAGUCACAAAGCUCAAUCCUCUAAAGAAAUAUGAAUUCCAAAUAGUAUAGCAAGACUUGAGGGAAGAAAUGCAAGUCUCAGAUUGAACUAAAUAUCCAAGUUGAAGAGUCCAAGGAUAUUUCUUAGUGAAAUAAGCAAUAAUUGAUUCAUAUUCCUCUCUGUAAUAUCACAUCAACUCAAGAACAUAGCUUAAGAAGUUCUAUUGGAGAGGACUUAAGAGGUAUCCUAAUGCUUGCUAAUAAUUUAUGGUCAAAUUUAAAAAUCCAUGCAU